AUGGCCCCUCCUAUCCACAUCAAACAACAAGAGAUCCGUACGGAAUCAUGCCAGUUGCAGAUUCUAGUUAUUGGUGCAGGGCUCGCAGGCCUUGGAGCUGCCAUUGGCAGUGCCCUAGCUGGCCACAAAGUGCAGGUCCUCGAAGCAGCUCACGAGAUCAAAGAAGUGGGAGCCGGAAUCCAAGUUCUUCCCAAUAGUUCUCGUGUUCUACAACACUGGGGUCUAGAGAAAUCAUUGACUCCGCACAUGACUGUUCCCCGAGUGUGCAACUUCAUUGGCUGGAGAGGCAAUCAUAUCUCACAUCUCGAUUUCCACGAUUCGGAGAAGGGCUAUCCCGGUACUUGGUAUCGGGACUUUCAUCGUGCCGAUCUACAGCAAUGUCUCGUUAAUAGGGCGCUUGAUCUCGGUGUGCGAAUAACUUGCGGUGCUCGAAUUGAUAGCGUGUGUGUGAGUGCUGAUGGAGCGAUGGCUACGGUUGCCACUGGCGAUGGGAGAUCGUGGCAGGGCGAUUUAGUCCUCGGUGCGGAUGGAGUGUUUGGAAAGUUGACUCAGGAGUUACUGGGUCGUAGCGAUCCGCCGGUGAAAACGGGUGACCUUGCAUAUCGCCUUCUACUCUCGACAGAGAAGAUGAGGAAGGAUCCAGAAUUGGCGGUGCUGGUCGACGACCCACAAGUGAAUUACUGGCUGGGUCCUGACGCGCAUGCUGUAAACUAUGUCCUUCGAGGUGGAGAGCUAUUCAACAUGGUCCUUCUCGUACCAGACGACAUCCCAGAUGAGUCGCUUGCGUCGACGAUAGAGGGCAAUGUGGAGGAAAUGUGCAGUCUUUUCGAAGGUUGGGAUCCCAGAAUUCAAAAGCUUCUGAAACUCUGCCAAUCGGUCCAGAAAUGGCGACUAUGUAUCCGAUUUGGAGACUUUGACUGGCGCCAUCCAUCUGGAGCAUGGGUGAUGCUUGGAGACGCCGUGCACGCGACUCUACCAUAUCUCGCUUCAGGAGCUGGUAUGGCCUUUGAAGACGGUGCUGUCUUGGGUGAAUGUCUAUCUCGCCUACCCAAUUCUCCCAAUAUCUCGAAGAUUUUGCCCGAGUUUCUCAACGCGAAAAGGCACGCCCUAUCAGUCUUCCAAAAAUGUCGCAAAGAGCGCACGAAGAUGAUAGUUGAACGUGGUAAUAUCCAGCAGUAUCUAUACCACCUACACGAUGGACUGGAACAGCAAGAAAGAGAUCGGAAGAUGCAGAUGGUGCCUACGCCUGCUGGAGAGGCUCUUGCUUGGAGAGAUCCCGAACUAGCACCAAAGCUAUUAGGAUAUGACCAUAUUGCAGAUGUUGAAGAGCAUUGGGGUUAUAUACCUAACACUUUAGUAGAGUCUAAAUUGUGA
Penicillium taxi is the source of this 1374-nucleotide messenger RNA. RefSeq lists its product as uncharacterized. The record is from RefSeq and is a predicted model, not a curated record. NCBI's taxonomy places the organism in Eukaryota, Fungi, Ascomycota, Eurotiomycetes, Eurotiales, Aspergillaceae. The coding region runs from base 1 to 1374 and encodes 457 amino acids. The transcript has 3 exons. Gene Ontology annotation, biological process: secondary metabolite biosynthetic process. Gene Ontology annotation, molecular function: FAD binding; monooxygenase activity.